Messenger RNA from Lolium rigidum, 1883 nucleotides. RefSeq names its product protein PAIR1-like. Gene Ontology annotation, biological process: embryo sac development; microsporogenesis; chromosome organization involved in meiotic cell cycle. The coding region runs from base 1 to 1812 and encodes 603 amino acids. NCBI's taxonomy places the organism in Eukaryota, Viridiplantae, Streptophyta, Magnoliopsida, Poales, Poaceae. Gene Ontology annotation, cellular component: nucleus. The record is from RefSeq and is a predicted model, not a curated record. The transcript has 12 exons.
AUGAAGCUGAAGAUCAACAAGGCGUGCGACCUCGCCUCCAUCUCCGUCCUCCCUCCCCGGAGGAACCGAGGGGGCGGCGGUGGCGGGGCCAGCGCGUCCGCGGCUGGCGCGGCCGCGUCGCAGCAGCAGCGGUCCCAGUCCAUGUCGCAGAAGUCCUUCUCGCAGGGCGGAGGCGGCUUGUCGCUCUUGCAUUCGCAGUCGCAGUCGCAGAUCUCCCAGGCCUCCCUCGACGAGAACCUCCUCAGCCCUCGUCAUCCCUCCCCCGCGCGCGAUCAGAGAUUCUCCUUGCAUGAUGACUCGUCGAAGAGGAUGUCUUCAUUUCCAGCCAAUUCAGCUUCUUCUGCGCGUGAUGAAUCUCAGCUGCAAAUGGCAAAAACUUCAAGCAAAGCUAUCCUUCGGUGGAACCCCUCUCUUCCAGAUAGCAAAUCAGGUCAGCUUAAUGAGGAUGUUGAGCGCAAAUUUCAGCAUGUUGCAAGUUCAGUGCAUAAGAUGGGAAUGGUAUUAGACUCUGUUCAAAAUGAUGUGAUGCAGUUAAACAGAGCCAUGAAAGAGGCGUCACUAGAUUCUGGUAGCAUACAGAAAAAGUUUGUGCUUGUAGAGACCUCUCUCCAGCAAAUUCUUAAGGGACAAGACGAACUCAAGGCACUCUUUGAAGGCAGCACAAAAAGCAAUCCUGACCAGAUGAGUGCUCUGAACUACCACACCAGCAAACUCGAUGAGAUGUCGUCGACACUUUUAGUCUUGAAGCAAGUGCAGGAAGAUUUGACGCAACUGAAGGGUGACAUCUUCAGAAUCUUUACAAAAGAGAUGGAGGGGAUUGUUAGAGCUAUCAGUUCUCUCAAUAGUAGGCCUGAUGCAAUGCAAGCACCGACACACCUGAGCUGCAACACCAACAGAAAAUCUCCGAUUAACCAACCAUCAGUAGAAAGCCCGCUGGUGAACCAGAGACCAGUAGCAGAUGGCAAACAGACACCGGUAGCAGAUGGAAGGCCACAGAGGAAACAAGCACCAGUAACAAAUGGAAGGCCACAGAGGAAACAAGCGCCAGUAGCAAAUGGAAGGCCACAGAAGAAACAAGCGCCAGUAGCAAAUGGAAGGCCACAGAGGAAACAAGCGCCAGUAGCAAAUGGAAGGCCACAGAGGAAUCAAGCGCCAGUAGCAAAUGGAAGGCCACAGAGGAAACAAGCGCCAGUAGCAACUGGAGAGUCGCAGAAGAAACGAGGAAGGGCACAGAACAAACAAGCGCCAGAAGCAAAUGUAAGGCCACAGAAGAAACAGACGCCAGUUGCAAAUGGAAGGCCACAGGUGCAACAAACAGCAGUAGCAAAUGGAAGGCCACAGGUUCAACAAACAGCAGUAGCAAAUGGAAGGCCCGAGAUGAACCAUGCACAGGGUGCAGGUUGGACCUUGAAGAUGAACCAUGCACAGCUUGCAUGUUGGACCUUGAAGAUGAACCAAGUGCUAGAAGCAAAUGGAAAGCCCAUGAUACCGGCAACAGAAGUGCUUGUUUGCAGGCUGGAGGCACCAAAACAGGAAGAGGUGCCGAUUCAGAUGGUCAAUCCGCAAGUGGCAACUAAGAAGAAAAUGCAGGCACCGCUGAGCGCAAUCAUCAACCUGGACGACGACGACGAUGAGGAGGAGGAGGGCGGCGACGGGAGCGCUUCGUGCGUCAUCCUGAAGACCGGGACAGGUGCUGCGGGUGAGCUGAUGUGGGAGGAAGCGAUGUGCGAGGACGCGAUGGAGAUCCUGCAGAGGGCGAGGAAGAGGCGGCGGAGGGAGGAAAACAAGGCCAUCGUGCUCGUUCAAGAGUAGCGGCAGACCGGCGGCGACGGCGAUCGACGGACAGUGUUUUAACAGAAAGUAGGAGACAUGCACACUUGCAC